AUGGGUAAUGAGUUGGGAUGCGAAUGCCUUGUAAAAGAUAAACCAGACUUUCAGUAUAAAAAUCAUACAAAUAGCCAUAUAAUUAUUGAUGGACCGGUUAAGAUAGUAGAUGAUUCAAGACUCUUUGAAGAAGCUCAUACCUUAAUUGAGUUGAAAACUAAAAUGAAGCACUAUGUACCUUAUGAAAUCAAGUGCGUCAAAGACAAAACUAUUGAUAUAUUUCACAGCUUCGUUAGAGUUAUCGGAAUGAAACAAACGAAAGACGAUAUUAUCGCAAUUGUUGUGGAAAUUAUUUUCAGUUCUCUUGGAAAUUUUUUGAUCUGCAUUUCUGAUUAUGAUGAAAGUAUCAGAGAUUACAAGCUCGGAGGCGUUCUCGAACUGUCAUAUGUUUUUCCUCAAAACACUGUAAUCUUUAUGCAUAGGUUUUUCAAAGAAACUUCAAAGAUUUUUUUGAAUGGCUUGACGCGUAUAAAUCUCGACAAAUUCAGAUAGACUUUGAUGAAACCUUUAAUAUGGGGAAAAUUGUCUAUGGAAUUUUCAAAUCAAUGGGAAAUAGAGAGGGGAAUGACGAAUUUUAA
Molecule: messenger RNA, 578 nt
Organism: Blepharisma stoltei
Lineage: Eukaryota; Ciliophora; Heterotrichea; Heterotrichida; Blepharismidae
Source: the annotation of a GenBank genome assembly